Closterium sp. NIES-67 is the source of this 1071-nucleotide messenger RNA. The record is from the annotation of a GenBank genome assembly. Lineage: Eukaryota; Viridiplantae; Streptophyta; Zygnematophyceae; Desmidiales; Closteriaceae.
CCCAGGCUGCCUGUGGUGCAAGCACGAUCCAACCACAGCCAUGUGCAUUCGCGGCAUGGCGGGGCUCAUCUUCUUCUCACACUUCUUCUGGGGGAUCAUCCCCAUGCUCACCUCCCUCUCUCAUUCCCACCCUUCCAAGUUCCAUCCGCCCUCCAACCGCUUGCCCCAUGUCAUCCCAGGUUGCUCUGGUACAAGCGCGAUCCAACCACAGCCGAGGGCAUUCGCGAUAUGGCGGGGCUCAUCUUCUUCUCACAGUUCUUCUGGGGGCUCAUCCCCAUGCUCACCUCCGUCAUCACCUUCCUGGAGGACCGCAAGUCAGUCCAAAAAGAGCAAGAGGACGGAGUGUAUCAUAUCUCCGCGUACUACGCCGCCCGGACGCUGCUCAGCCUGCCGUACGAGAUCCUGCCGCCCGUCUUCUACAGCUGCAUCGUCUAUUGGAUGACCGGGCUCAACCCGUCGGGCGGCCGGUUCGUCUUAUUCACUUUAGUGCUUGUACUCGAUACAAUGGUGGCAUCAUCUAUAGGCAUGGCGGUGGGGACUGCGACGUCUACAGUGAAACAGGCGAUUUCGAUUGCGGCUAUUCUGCAGCUGCUGUCGGUUAUGGUGGUGCAUUUCUUAUCUCUCAAUCCCCCGGCGUGGGUGGGGUGGACGCAGUACCUCUCUUUCUCAACCUAUGUUAACAAGUUGCUAAUGCGGAUCAACUUUGAUUCUGCCGAAUCGUUCACUGGCAACUGUAGCGCUUCCAACACGAGCAGCAGCACCGCAGCCAACACGUGCUCGUGUGCCGCUACUCUUGAGCUAUCGGGCCUGAGGAAUCCGUUACCGGGGAGUGGGUGGCUGGAAGCGUGCAUCCUCGUUGCCAUGCUCAUCUUCUUCCGCUUGCUUGCUCUGCUUAUAGUGAAGCUCCGGUUGCAGUCGUGGCGGUGGCAUCGCAAUGGCCGCACUUGAGGAUAGGAGGAUAUGUAGUUGCAUGUCUAUGGUAUAAAGGCUAUGCAACCAAUCUAUACAAUCCACCGGUGUUCCUCUAAACAGCCAAGGCUUUGGGGCUUAUUAUAAAAUGCAGCUAUUAUU